Molecule: messenger RNA, 202 nt
Organism: Scutellospora calospora
Lineage: Eukaryota; Fungi; Glomeromycota; Glomeromycetes; Diversisporales; Gigasporaceae
Source: the annotation of a GenBank genome assembly
CCCUUUCUUCUGCUUCCUCAGGAGCUAUUUCGGAUGCUACCAGAUAUUAUAUAGUCCAAUUUGCCAAUGUCUAUAUGGGAGAGUUCGAAUUCCAUCAAGUAAGAUCCAGCACUUGUUAUCAUAUGGAUUCAGCUCUAUCUUAUUUACCCUCUCAAAAUAAAUUUGAUGAUUGUAAUUUCAGAGGCCAUACAUAUUAUGCUGA